Pristis pectinata (smalltooth sawfish) is the source of this 3328-nucleotide messenger RNA. RefSeq names its product protein FAM131A-like. Bases 210 to 1382 code for a protein of 390 amino acids. The transcript is spliced from 6 exons. NCBI's taxonomy places the organism in Eukaryota, Metazoa, Chordata, Chondrichthyes, Rhinopristiformes, Pristidae. The record is from RefSeq and is a predicted model, not a curated record.
GCCAGGGCUCCCUCACAGACCGCCGCACCCCACGCAGACCCGCCUGUGUUACGUGCUAAGGUAAAUCUGCAAGAACGAGAGCCCAAGAGAGCACAUCAAGCCAGCCAGGAGGCAAACUUGUCUAUUUAUUGGCACGUUUUAAAGCUACCAGCGCUGCGAAUUCACUGCCGGGGAAGCUUAAGCGUUCAGAUCCAGCGAGUUCAAUUUCCAUGAGGUACUGUGGAAAUGUUUCCAGUCUGGAACAAGGGUUAAUUUUUCAUCUAAAAGCGCCGAUUAUGGGCUGUAUAGGCUCCAAAACAACUAUUGUGGCAGUCGAUACUACCUUACGCGUGGAGUGGAAGGAAGUGAAGUCGGCCGCGGCUCUCUUUCCGCUGGGAAAUACUACGACCUCUCUGGUGCGAAGGCUGGCACACCAGACAUCAGUAGACAGCCCGGAAACUGCCGAGGUAAAUGUUGAAGACACUAUUGAAAUGUUACCAAAAUCAAGACGCGGGCUUACUAUCCAGGAGAUUGCUGCACUUGCAAGGUCAUCUUUGCAUGGUUUCUCCCAGGUGGUGAAAGACCAUGUAACCAAACCUACAGCCAUGGCUCAGGGCCGGGUUGCUCACCUCAUCGAGUGGAAAGGUUGGUGUAAGCCGAUGGAGUCGCCAAUGACUCUUGAGAUUGAUUUCAACUCCUACUCCGACUUAAGUGAAGGCGAACAGGAAGCACGAUUUGCAGCAGGUGUGGCAGAACAAUUUGAAAUUGCAGAGGCCAAACUCAAAGCGUGGUCAUCUGUUGAUGGCGAUGAGUCAAAUGAUGAUUCGUAUGAUGAAGACUUUGUACCAACUACUGACAGCACACAACCAGCUGGUAAUGGUGACCUUUCCAAGCAUUUCUGUGAUCCAGCAGGACAGCACCCUCAAGUGAAUUAUUCAAGAGACAGGCUGCAUAGCCAUUUGUGCCAACUUGCAGUGAGGCAGGCAUCAUGUGAGCAGGAGAGUGAUUCCUCCCAGACUGUCUCCCCAGAGACCCUUUGUUCAAGUCUGUGCAGUCUGGAAGACCAUCCUUUGCUUAAGAUGGAGCUGGGGACCCCGACUGAAUUAGCUGCAAAACUAUUUGGCCAGAUAGGUGCAAUGCCUGACCAUCGGGAUGUGAUUUCUCAGCUGCACCCAAACGGAAACACUGAAUGUGCCUUUAGGAACCUUAUCUGUGAGGACUCCUCUUAUUCUGUGUCUUAUGCUGAAUCUUGUUUUACUCCAGAAGAAGACGAUAUGUCAUGCCAAGACUACAAAAGCAUUUCUAAGAAGGAGGAUGGGGAGUAUGAGGGACGGAGGAAGGUAUCAGAUGUUGCUUCCUCAGGUGUAGUAUCUCUGGAUGAGGACGAUGCUGAAGAUCAAUGAAUCCUUGUGACCCUGGCAUGCAUUUCUCCCUUUGAUACUGGUCUUUAGGCGUCCACACAAUCGCUCUGUAUUUUGUAAAAGACUAUCCUUCGCACAAAUAAUUGCCUGAGGUUUGGUGCAAAGGUCCAAGCACUUCACAGGUUUGCAUGCUACGAAGUGCUGAAAGGAACUGUUUGCUGAAAUGUUCUUAGCACGGUAUGUAGCUCAAGCUUUGAGAACCUUUCGUACUGAUCUUUAAAUUACAUGCUACAUUAUUUUUCAUGCUGGAAAGCACUCUCCAGUCUCAACGGCAUGGCUACGUCUUGUGUUAAAAUGGCCAAAUUAUAAUCUUCAUACAAGAUUAAACAGCUGCUGGAAUGUUCUUAAAAACAGACAAACAAUGUCUUUUUAAAAAUAUUUCACCUGAGAGGUAUUUGCUUUUAACCUACUAGUUUUCUACCAUUCAACAUACUAAAGUCUGACAAAUAAUUAAUUUUCAAUGGUCUAAUGAAACACAUGGAAGUGUCUAAAUCUUUUAAAUUCCCACAGUUGAAUCCUCUAAUUUUGGAUAAAAUAGUUUCCACUGAUGCAGUAAAGGAAAAGUGCAUUAUGGUUCAAAUUUUAUAUUUUUGUAUUUGUGUCUGCAUCUUGUGAGGUAUUGCUGUAUAUUGGAUUGCACGGGGCUUCAGUGCUGUUGCUGUAGGAUAUUUCUUUGUUAUCACUGUGUGAUAUCGUCUACAAACAAAGAAUACUGUGGUAUUACUGACUUUCAUGAUCAUGCUGUUUAAAUUGCAAGUGUUUCAACAAACAUAUGCAUAACAAAAUAAUACAGGAAUCCUCCCACUCCAAUAAAACACAUGCGGCAGCCUGAAAUACUGAUUGGUGAGACACACUCAGAAGUUAGGUAUGUGAAACUCAGAAAAAAUCAACAGUAAAUUCUCUCUGGAAGUGAAUUGAUUUGACAACUCCUUUAGUAAUGAUGGUGCAAUUUUUUUCUUUCCCACUCUAUUCAGAAAGGUGCACUAUUACAGUAUCCAGGGCUCUCAUUAAACCACAUCAGAUCACAUACUUGCAUGUGAGGAAGAUUUUAGUUGAUGACAGUUCUCUGCCUUUAGCUUUUUUGUGUUGUUGAUGCUCUCUUGGCAUGAUGAUGGAUUGGCUAUGGAAAGAAAAUUCCCCCAUGCAAUGUUUUUUCUUGCCAAUGGCUGUUUUCCUGAAAAAUCAGAAGUCCAUUUGCUUCAGUCAUGACUUUGCUGGACCUCAUGAGCAAAAGAAGUCCUAUUUGACUGGGACUGGCAUUUUGUUUGUAGGUAUUCUUAAUUUUCUCAAGAAACGUCAUCUACUUUGUGUACUAAAAUGUUUUCAUGACUUAAUCUGCUCUCAAUCUUCUCCUGAAUAUUGAAAUAAUAUGAUUCAUUUCUGUUUUUGCUUGAAAAAUCUUUUGAGAGAAGUGUAUAGUACCUUCCGGUUAAAACAUAAAAACUGAGUAACGUUAAGUAAUCACUCCCUACAAUUGGAAAAACUGUUAAUCAAUCACUUUUCGGCCAUGGACAUUUGAUGAUAUUGCCUGUUGUUUGGAUGCGUUUGAGCCUGCAACCAAUGAUAUAUGCUAGUCUUUGUUAAAGUCUUUUGAUUUAACACAGCCAUUUUGCUUUGUGCAUCUAAGAAACCUUGCUGAAUAAACCAUUUCAAAUGAUUUUCUACACUGAUUAGCAUAGGUUACAGACUCUAUUACAAGCUUUGCAAAUAUUUUUGUUUCUCCUGAAGGUUUUAAAAAUUCCCAGUUUAAUGGAAGAUGCCACUGUGAAUGUUCUGAUGAAAUCUAUUUGCACUCAUUUAUUUUGUAAAAUUGUACAUGUAUGAUGAGGUACUGUUCUUUAGGAAACAAUGUCUUCUUUUGUCUAUCAUUUUCUUUGUUAUAGCAACAAUUAAGAAUUCCAAAUAAACUAUCGGUGAAGUUCCUUUUG